UGGAAACCCUAGUACGAGACUUCGAUCGGAUCUACCAGGGAUACAAUGAUGCACUUUUGGAGAUUCAGUCAUUGAAGAUGAGUUGUAAUUGUGAAGUCAUGAAACGCGAAGCUCUUGAAGCCACUUGCAAUGAUUUUAAAGCAGGUCGAGUAUGUCAUUAACACAGUACCACUUUGCAAAUUCACAUGUUACUCCAGUAGGAACAAAUAAAUGCUUUUGGUUGCAAACUUUAAAUGUUAAGUUUCCUUCAUGAUACUAGAUUGUGCUAAAUACUGGCAUUGACUUUACCCGAGCCAUUUUAUAUUUCAGAUAUGAUUUUAAACAAUAUUUAUAUUAAUAUAUUUACUUCACUUGCGCUACUUAAUAAAUGCAUUUGAUUUUUACUAAUUUGAUAGGAAAAAGUGGCAACUUUAGAUUUUAAGAUUCCCUCAUCAUCCUAGAUCUGGUUAAAUACUGGCAUUGACUCUACCCAUGCCACUUUGUAUUUCAUAUGAUUUUUAACAAUAUUCAUGUUGAUAUAUAGCAGCUAUCAUUUUGCUUAUUGCUACAAAUUUUGGAAAUUUGUUAAGAUGGCUUAGGUGCAAUUUUAAGAGAAAGCUCUUUAUACUAUUUUUAUAUGCUGGCCAAUACCAUGUCGAUAUUGACGUGACAGCAUCUGGGGCUCCAUGCCUUGCCACUGAUUUGAUUCCAGUUGUAAAUUGUUUGUGUACAAUAUAUUAUCCAUGUAGUAGACACUCAUAUAAUCAUAGAUGCAAAAAGUAUUUGCUGCACUCAGCUGUGCUAUUUUACAGGUUUGAUGCUACUUGUAGUGGUGUCCGCAAUAUAUUAUCCAUGCACUUAUAUUGUUACCUCUAUCAACAAUAUAUAAAACUUGUUUGCUGCACUUAAAUCUAGUGUUUGUUUUCAAUACUUUCCCAUAAUAAUGCAAAGUGAUUGCUGUAUGCCAAGAUGCUUUUGUUAUAUAAGAAUUAGCUGUGCAUUUGGAGACCAUCUAGAUGUAGUUUUCUCAAGUAGGGUUUUUUUUAUCCUGUACGCCUACUAUUUGGUGCUAAGAUCCUCUGGCAAAGCAUGGCAAUGUUUAAUAUAUUUUAUGAGAUGGACAGAAAAUGAAAAGUUAAGAAGGUCACAUCAUGAAUCUUGGAGCAAAUUUGUUGAUGAGAUGACAUAUCACGCAAAAUGCCAAAGGUUAACCGAGGAAAUUAGAGAAGCAAAUAUCAAACUGCUCAGCCUAGGAGCUGAACAUGAAAAAAUGAUUGACAUGGUUAAACAAGAGUGCAACCAGAAAAUUCACGAUCUGGAGAAGCAAGUCAGCUGCUCACUUGAUAAGCAAGCUUCAGAUCAAGUUUUGAUAAAUCAGUUUCAACGAGAAUUGGUCACGCAUGAAACACAUAUAGACAUACUGACCGGCAAUCUGGAAAUGGUUACCUCUGAUUUGCAAUCUAAAUAUGAUGCUGAGAUCCUGGAAUUAAAAUCUCAGCUUCUGGCUGAACAGAAUGUGAAAAAUGAUCUGCAAGUAAAGCUGCAGAAUACAGAGAAUGAAUUGCAAAUUAUGAAGCAGAAGCAAGAGAAGCAACAGAGAGAUUCCAUCUCGCUUCAUCACGUGGAAACAUUGAAGCAGAAAAUCAUGAGACUAAGAAAGGAAAAUGAGUCGCUGAAGAGGCAAGUUGCGGCCUUGAACGACCAUCACAUAUAAUCAUCCCAUCAGGACGGCACAAUGCCACAGCAGGUCCUAGAACUACCUUCCCACUCUCUUCUACACAAGAUCCUAAUCGAACUUGUUAUAAUAUGAAACUACGGUUCCAUCUCCAUCUGCCAAAAAUCUUGGUUUCUCUCAUUCGAUGUGCCGGCCGGCCCUGAAGGUUUAUAUCAUUGCCAUCGCAAGCAGAGGCUAAAGUCUAACUGAACCAUUACUUGUGGCAAACUAAUAUUAUAAUUGCCUGUAAUCUUGAAUUUCAA
This is a messenger RNA of Zingiber officinale, 1956 nucleotides long. RefSeq names its product protein At-4/1-like. The record is from RefSeq and is a predicted model, not a curated record. The transcript is spliced from 7 exons. Bases 923 to 1693 code for a protein of 256 amino acids. NCBI's taxonomy places the organism in Eukaryota, Viridiplantae, Streptophyta, Magnoliopsida, Zingiberales, Zingiberaceae.